Molecule: messenger RNA, 1268 nt
Organism: Schistocerca nitens (vagrant locust)
Lineage: Eukaryota; Metazoa; Arthropoda; Insecta; Orthoptera; Acrididae
Gene: EMC5
Product: ER membrane protein complex subunit 5
Exons: 3
Coding region: 101-457 (118 amino acids)
Cellular component (GO): plasma membrane; Golgi apparatus; EMC complex
Source: RefSeq, a predicted model, not a curated record
AUCAUUGUUUAUGUUGUCGUCUGCAAAAGUUGUGUAGUGUACACAUAAUAGUAAGGUCUAAGGUUACAAUAUCGGGGAGAGUUGGAAGUGAUAUUACAAUAUGGCAUCAUUAACACACAAAUUAAUUCUUUCGUUUGGAUUGUUAUCGUUAUUACAUGCGGCGUACUCUGCUGCACAACAUCGUUCAUACCUUCGAAUCACUGAGCAGGAGUUUGUCACCUUGCCAUUUGAUAUAAUGAUACAAGGAAUUGUGAGUCUCUUUGUGACAUUAUAUGGUGUCUUACAUAUAGCUGGAGACUUCAAGGAAAUAAGAGCCACAGUUGAUCUGGAGAAUAAAUCUUGGGAAACUCUGAGAAAUAUACCUUCAUUUUAUGUGUUUAGUCACAGAGGAAAAGCUUUGUCACCAAAUUAUGUGCCACCAAUACAAAAAUCUGCACUUGAAGAGCCACAGUCAUGAUUUUAGAAAUGGAUAUAUUUCAAAAGUGAAGGAAAAUAUGUGUUUUGCACGUUUGUCUUUCACUAUUUCAGUAACUAAUCAUUAUCCAUUCCUUUUUCAUCUGCAGAAUAAUGUCUGACAAACUUUUUAUUAAAUAUGUUCGCAAUACUAUUCAGUUAACAUUUGAUUUCAGAGUAUUUUAACAUCACGUUCAAGAAAGUUGAAUUGAGGAGCGCACAUCAAUUUGCAGUGUUGAAUAGCAUUUAUUGAGUUGCUAUAAUGAAUGUAGUAGACCUUUGAAGUUUAUACUUUAUUAGUUAUUCUCAUAUAUUGAGUUGUGUGUAGCAUAAGAUUUUGAAUCCUGGCAAUCUUGCUGCAGGCAGAGAGAAACCAACAUGCUGCAAAUAAACUUUUUGGAAGUGAAAGAAAAGAUAGUGUUGUAAAAGAUUAUUCAUUAUCUGUAUUCCUGCAUUCAUAAUAAGUAUGAAAGCAGGCAUUUUAGGAACAGCAGCAAUGGUGCAAUGAAAAUGAUUGCGUUCAGAGUUACUUAAUGCUAGGAGAGGUGUUUAGGAAUGGGAAAACACACACACACCUCAUGUCAUCACCAUCUCCACAAGCAAACUCUGUAUGAAAUAAAGCAAAAUAUGCCAGGCAAGAAGUGCGUCACAGAAAAAUUGUGAAUCUACAAAUAGUUAUCAAAAGGUCAAACAUCAGUGAGGUUUGCUGAUGUCUUAUUUGAGCUGUGAGAUAAUGUUUUAUGAACAUUUUACUUAUCUGUUGGAAUUAAAAUGUUGUAUUAUAUGACAAAGAGACUAGUAAAAACAAAAAAUUA